This is a messenger RNA of Ceraceosorus bombacis, 1341 nucleotides long. The record is from the annotation of a GenBank genome assembly. Lineage: Eukaryota; Fungi; Basidiomycota; Exobasidiomycetes; Ceraceosorales; Ceraceosoraceae.
AUGGCCAUGCUCGCCGUUGCCUUGCCUCUCCUUGCAACGCGUCCCGCCAGGGCAACGUUGACCGCAGGCGUUCAGUAUCCGCUCACCUGCGAUCCCAUCAACACUCGACUAGCUCCGGACACGAAUCAGCUGGUCAGCGACUGCGGAUAUGUAGCGUGGUGCGACGCAUCCAGCUUGGUGGAAGGGAGAGGCACGUGCAGGCCUAACGGGUGUAGAAGAGACACUUUCCCCUUUGGCUAUGGCAAUGGCACUACCAGGGAUGAUUGGCCCAGAAUGUGUCCACGGGGUCAGGUAUGUAUGCAUUACACUCAUAGCCGGCUAUCUCGGCGGGCGAGAACUCACGCCUACACCCUCGCACGUCGUCGUCGCAGUUCUGUCCAGACGAGAUGGCGAGAUGCUUGCCGCAGCAAGCAGCAGGCUCUGCCUGCCAACUCAAUCGUGACGGUGAGCGGGCCCAAUGUUGCCAUGCUCCAGAGCGAAGACUGGCGCUGAAUUUUUUUCGGCCUCGUCACCCUCUCAUAGACGAGUGUGCGCCCCCGUCGGCGGUGUCGCAAGGGUCGAGCAGUGUGUGCUUGCGAUACACGUGUCACCACAAGAACAUCACUUUGGGCAGGGAGUGCAUACACGACAAUACUCUGUACACCGUCUAUGUUUCUAGGCGACAAGACUAUGGGCUCAUCAUAAGCAGGUGGGUCUCGCGGAAGCUUCGCCAAUGCGAGGGCUACGACACGUUCAACGUGCAAUUGCAACGCUUCGUGAGACUGAUUCCAUGCAUCCUCGUAUGACCUCAUUAGGGACAAUUGCCAGAGCGGGCUUUUCUGUGAUGCUGGCUCUUCGCGAUGUCUGUCGCAGCAACCACUGGGCGCCGCAUGCUCCUCCGAUAAAGAAUGUCUCUCACUGACUUGCAGAGACCAGUCUUUUACGCCAACUUCCUCUUCACUUGGGAACACCAUCAACCUAAAAACAGGACGAUGCGGAUCUGCAGAAGGGGAACGCAAGGUCAAGGUUGGAGUUUUGGUUGGCGCUUUGUUCGCUUUCGUAGCCGGCAGUGUACUCCUUUCGAUCGUUCUCUUUAGAGUGCACAAUGCUCAGCGCAGACAACGACUGGCCAAAAGAAGAGCUGAAGAAGCUCAAGCUUCGGCGGUGAGGGAAGGUUUGCUGCCACUUUCAGCUUCACUCGCCAAUAUGACCGCCACUCCUUUCGGAUCGACCUCGGCUAUACAGACUAGGACCGGGGAAAUGUUGAAGCCCGGUGGAGUCGCGAGUCACGAUCUGACCGAUGGAGGCACAUCAAGGACCAGACUCAUUAGAGAGCCGAGCGGCGAAUCGUUGGAAGUGUAG